AUGCAACUCUUGUACUCUUUUGUAUUCCUUGCCAUCGCUUCGUUGUACCAGACUAUCGCAGCACCCGUUGCUGAGACCAGUGAUGUCGGUGUUUCCGACGUUAAACGCGAGCCCUAUAAUCCAGUAUGGACGUACCCAGUAGCCUCUAGCCACGAUGUUACUGAGAUCCCGGACAACGAUGAGCUCGAUAAGCGCGAGCCCUAUAACCCAGUUUGGACCUAUCCCGUUGCAUCAAGCCGAGAUGUAGAAGACACUCCUGAAAACUUGGACCUUAAGAAGCGCGAGCCUUAUAACCCUAAGUGGAGUUACCCAGUAGCAACCAACUCGGUUGAAAAGCGCGAGCCCUAUAACCCUGUGUGGACGUAUCCUGUAGCGACCAGCCGAGAAGUUGCUGAAGAGAGGGUUGGAAAAAGCAACCGGGAGGUCUGA
Serpula lacrymans var. lacrymans S7.9 is the source of this 429-nucleotide messenger RNA. RefSeq lists its product as uncharacterized. Lineage: Eukaryota; Fungi; Basidiomycota; Agaricomycetes; Boletales; Serpulaceae. The transcript has 7 exons. The record is from RefSeq and is a predicted model, not a curated record. Bases 1 to 429 code for a protein of 142 amino acids.